GCGGAUGUCUAGGGGCGGCGCUUGACCCCCAUCCCUGGCGCGCCCGGCGCCGUUCCAAGAAGUCUGCGCUGAGCUCCGAGAGCUGCUGCUCAUGCAGCUUUUUCUUCUUCUGCAGAAGCCCACCUCCGAGAGGCCUUCGACCUGUACAUGGGUGCUGCCGCGGUCCCCGCCCUCGAUGGCGUGCACCGCGGCCACUCGCCCGCGUACUGGGCCAUGCGGCGGGCUGCGGGAGACCGCGGCAUGACCUGCGUGGCGCGGAGGGUGGCGGCGGCAUGGCCGCGACAAGCCUUCCAAUACGUCUGGGAGAGCAGGUUCCCUGGCGAGGACACCUCCGGCUUCGGCCCCGGCUUCGCGCACGAGGCCGACCAGCGCUUCCUCUUCCAGGCGGGGGUGCCGGCGGCCUGGUUGCCGGCGGCCCGGGCGCUGCGGCAGAAGGUCGGGGCCUUUCUGCACGGGAGCUACGGUGAGUUGGCCUCGUGGCCAGUGGGCGAAGGCCAGGGGCUGAUCUUCCAGGACCACGGGCCCGUAGCGUCCAGCAUCCGGUCGGAGCAGUGCGACUUCUGGGAUGGCCUCGGCGGCCCCUGAUUAGGGGUGCCUCCCGCCGGCGCAGUGGUGGCUGGAGGCGUCGGAGUGCCGAUGGGCCGGCUCCUCGGGCUGUCGUGCCGUGCCGUGCGACGGGUGGGCAGGUCGAACGCGCACUUCAAGGGGGGGGGGCUACCUCCCAGCCCGUGGGACCCCUCGGCCGCACGUGUUAGGUUUUUUUUCUUCUUGCGAUUUUGGUGAGGCCCGCCUCGGGGCGCGAGGCGCGCAGCUCUGUGGAGCACGGCUGCGCAGAUGCCGACGCCCGUUCAUUGCGGGUGCUGCUCGGAUUCAGACGCCCUGGCCGCCUCCCAGGUGCUGUGGUCUGUUCUCUUCGAGCAGGUUGCGUUUUUUCGCAGCGUUCGCGGCGUCGUCGGCAGACGUGUCGCCGCUGUCAGCACAUUGUGGCAGUUUCGGAUGAUGAUGAGAAGGAGGCCCGCCCGCCAGGGAUCCGCCCCGCUGUGAGUUUUCUUCUCCCGCUUGACCCGCGCCAGCUCGGAGCUUGACCGCCGUGGCCCCCGUCGAUCCAACGCGAGUUCUCGACGCGCGCGGGCACCAUGAAACGGACAUGCCGUCUGUCAUUUUCACAAGCGCGUCUUUUUUUUCGUGCCGUUUGCCUAGCGGCAGUUUGGGUGGCGGGCUUUCCAUGCGCUGCAGUGACGUCCGCUGCGCUGCCACGCCACACGACAGCGUCUUGGCCUGGUGUCUCGAGCAAAAAAAAAUCCAGCGCCCCCG
Messenger RNA from Prorocentrum cordatum, 1314 nucleotides. The record is from the annotation of a GenBank genome assembly. NCBI's taxonomy places the organism in Eukaryota, Dinophyceae, Prorocentrales, Prorocentraceae.